Peronospora farinosa is the source of this 3084-nucleotide messenger RNA. Lineage: Eukaryota; Oomycota; Peronosporomycetes; Peronosporales; Peronosporaceae. The record is from the annotation of a GenBank genome assembly.
AUGGUAUCCGAGUUUUGCUGGCGAACACACUGUCUUGACUUUGCUGAGAUUGUGCUUCGUGAAAUUGAACCGGUACUUGUACAUUUGGGUACAGAUCUCCUUACUUUAGUGAAGCAAAGCUUACAAGAUGCAGAAGGACGGUGUUCAGAUACACUGGAACGACUGAACCAAGUGUCUCGUCAAUAUGAAGAGCUACGUGUGGCUGAAAGUGCACGAAUUGGAUAUCAGUUGCCCGUGGAAAUGAUGGCAAGUGCUGUACAGGACUUUGCUCUUCCGUUUAAUGAAGAGACCGAUUCACGCUUGCAUUACCGGACACCUGUAGAAUCACUUUUGUAUACGAACCGUGAGAAGAUCCGGGACGGCUUUCUGAGUUUAUUGCGCCAAUUCCAGCAGAAACAGCAUAGUUUGAUAGGUAUCGAUAAUGCAGGUGUAGCAGCAGCAGCUAUAGCAGCGGCACGAGAGUUGCUGGCGGAAGUGUCACCAGAGAAUAGGUGGUGGUUUGCCAAGUUUUUCGUCCAGGAGCUGAUCCAGGUUGGUUCAAAUCCGUUCGGCGAGAGCGACAAAGAUCUUGUGUUGAAGAUUAUGGAGGAUAAGCUCGUGGUGAAGAAUCCGGACCGACUGCGCAAGUUACAUCGACGUUUUUCGAGUCAGAAGCCAUCAACUAAACUACCACAACGGCACAUGCAAGGCUGCGGUAGUGGGUCAAGCGGCUCGAGCAGUAGCAGCUACAGGACCAGUGGAAAAGGAAGCAGCAACUCUCAACGGACAAACCGUCCAGGCCCUCAAACUAUUAGCAACGAGGACGACGCUACUAAGACUUUCAUGGCGACUCUGGAACGCAUGAAGAGCUUCUUUACGGACAACCAGCUCUUCUUCUUCCACUUCCUGCACAGUUGUGACAGCUACGAGUUCUCGGAGCUUGUGAAGCACCAGCUCGAGCGACAAUUUCACGUAAUUCGCAGAGCCAGUGCUGCUUCACUUGACGCUCGCAAAGACUUUACGGAAGUGGUACUGAGGCUCAAGGUCGUGGCAAAGUUCCUAGGGUAUCUUCGCUUUUCACCGCAGUGGCAAGUUACAUUCUCGAUUCGUCAGCUUUCUGAGCAUAAUGCUGCAUUCAAGGCUGUGGAGCGUGAGGGAAUCGACACGCUAGAAGUGGCUCGUGACUCAAGCUUGGAUGUCAAAACCUUGCUCGAAAACAGUAUCAUGCAAGCAUCAAUUUCCAAGUGCGUUCCAUGGCUCUGCGACUUCCUAUCGAUGCUGUCACUCGACAGACUGUCUUCGGGUACGACAUACUUUAAACAGCUUGUGGCAUUACUACAGCUCUUAUAUCGCUCGCCGCGAUUAAACUCUUUAGGCGAGACUGGGCUCUACAUCGCGAUGCAGCUUGAACGCGUCUUUCACGUAUUACACAUGGGCGAUUGCUUUUUGCACAACGAUGGCUAUCAAUCUCAAGAACUGUCCUUGUCUUUGCAAGUCCGUAAAGCACUAGCACGUGAGCAUGAUGUUUCGCCCGAGGAGUCGAAAGCUGGAGCAGGAGAAGACCACUUGCCAUUCUUGUACAGCCAAGUGUUCGUGCAAAGCUGUGUAAGCGAACUUGAUGACUUGCGUGGAUUCAUCCAGACUCGCGCAAGCAAGAAGCUCUCGGUUGGCUCGGGAACAAUGACAACAAAACAAACUAUAGCACCUAUCCGCAAACUUCGACCCUUGCAAGUCGUAAUCGAGGACGAUCACCGCGUAGACACAAUUUUUUCGUUUGCUGUCAAGUCUGAUGAUGCUGUGCAUGCUACCUUACCAGAGAUAAAACUACCAACCGCAUCGUUGCUCAGUAGUUUUGUGCCAUUGCAAGAAGAGAAUGAUAAAUUGUCUGAUGCACUGUUCAAGAUGCACCCGAAGUUAAAAUCUGUUGUGGACUUUGUGGUUCGGACUGUUACGAUGGACGUGUGUGAACAUGUCCUAGCGAAUGUUGUUAUGCCACGGGCUGACACUCUCGUGGAUCGGUGUGCAUCUGAUAGUGGCCUGCUUAGUAUCGGGAAAAGUGCAUCAUCAUCAGUAGGUGAAGAUUCUGCUUUCGCUGCACGAGCUUCAUUUCAGAUGCUUAUAACAUCAAAGACUCGCAAUGAGGCGAACUCGACUGUUGUGGCAGCUCUGCAGAUAGCUCUUUCUCUCGGAGAGGAACGUGUGAACACUUCAAUUCCUCCGUUCAUGUCUCCGUCUUCACAUCCCACGCUGACCAACUCAAUCAUGUCCGUUGCGCUGCAGCGCACCAUGUCCACUUUGAAAACACUGGUUCCGAAAAGCUCCCAGACAGAGUUUGUAAAGCGGAUAGCCUUCCGGAAGAAGAGUCUCUUAAAAGAACUCGGGUUCACUUCGAAGGUGACAGCCGCUGCGCUUCCUGCGUCUGCAACACUAUCAAACACAAGUAGAGGACCAACUCCAGCACAAAACACGGUGACAAACGUCGAGAUACAAGAAACGCCACCUGAGGAAGGGAAGCGGUAUCGAGAACUGAAGCGGUGCGUUGCUGCCAUUUUGACAAGUGCCAACUACAAUGGAUCGAGAAAGUCAACUCUUGCUGAGUGGGAACUCCAAGCCAUCACGCUUUCACAGUCUGUGUCACAUUUCACCGCCUCGCUCAGAGAUUGCGUGGUAUCUCGUGACUUGACUCGUGAUCCAGCGUCUCCACUAAGUAUUGCGGCACUCGGACUCUGGGACAUUGUUUGGCGUGCCAUGACAUCAUGCGUGACGUUUCUGAGGUCAUCACUGGAUGUGUUUGCUGCCUGUGAGCUCUUGUCAAUGCAUAAAGAGCGAGUGAUGACGGUCGAAAAGGUGUUUAUUGCAUUUGCCACCACUUUCUCAGCAAUGCUCGAAACGAUCGUGUGCUGUGUCGGAAACACUCCAGGAACAGACAUUGCAGUAUCUCGUUUACAGCCCAUGCUUGUGUUUCUUGUGGACUGCAUGAAGAAUCUGCCACCCGCAGUCUCGGACCAGAACGAGUUACUAGGAAAAUUUGCUGUCCGAGCGAAUUCGCUGAUCGUUGCAAAACUGCAGGAAGUGAUGUCAUAUAGAGCUAGAACCAGUGACUAG